AUUGACACUGUCAGUUGGCAAACAAAAAUUUGUCUCAUAUUGUUAGCGGAAUUUAAUGCGGACCGGCUAUAUAAUAUUUUAGCAGAGUGUUGAAAAAUGUUAAUAACUAUAGAUUUUUUCUAGGUACCCGUAAAAGAAAAGCUUAACUAUGGGAAAAGAAAAAUCUAAGAAACGAAGAAGAUCAAGUUGCUCAAGUACUAGUAGUUCUGAUUCUGAUGCGUCCAAAGAAAAAAAGAAACUACGCAAGUUGAAGAAAAAAUUAAAAAAGGAAAGGAAGAAGACUGAAAAGGCUUUGAAGAAGAAAUUAAAAGAAGAAAAGAAAAGGCUUAAAAAGAAGCAGAGGAGUAAGAGUACAAGUCGUAGUCGUGAUGGUAGUAACGCGAAGGAAGGGGCCGUCUCCACAGACAUUCCCCUCGAAUUAAUGGAAAAAUCCAAAGCCAUGGCCCCUAUGACCAAAGAAGAAUGGGAGAAAAGACAAAGUGUAGUUAGAAAAGUUCUAGAUGAGGAGACAGGGAGAUACAGGUUAAUAAAAGGUGAUGGAGAGGUGUUAGAAGAGAUUGUGUCUCGUGACAGACAUAAGCAGAUAAACAGGCAGGCAACACAGGCUGACGGAGCAUUCUUUCAGUUACAAACUGUUGAGAAAAAGUUACUAUAGAGGACAGCUUGGGAGUUAGUGAUACUCCUCUAUCAUGACACUCUAUUUAUAGAUUCUACACAACCCACCAUUGAUACAUAUGUGCACCAGGAUGUCUUGAUAUGAGCUUCAUAUGAUAUGUAUCUGUUUCUUUAAGUUUGAUUAUUAAAAGUAUUGAUAUUUAGUUGAAA
Messenger RNA from Spodoptera frugiperda (fall armyworm), 825 nucleotides. RefSeq names its product ADP-ribosylation factor-like protein 6-interacting protein 4. The record is from RefSeq and is a predicted model, not a curated record. The coding region runs from base 149 to 655 and encodes 168 amino acids. Lineage: Eukaryota; Metazoa; Arthropoda; Insecta; Lepidoptera; Noctuidae. The transcript is spliced from 3 exons.